Messenger RNA from Alnus glutinosa, 1050 nucleotides. RefSeq lists its product as uncharacterized. The record is from RefSeq and is a predicted model, not a curated record. Gene Ontology annotation, molecular function: zinc ion binding; nucleic acid binding. The coding region runs from base 1 to 1050 and encodes 349 amino acids. Lineage: Eukaryota; Viridiplantae; Streptophyta; Magnoliopsida; Fagales; Betulaceae. The transcript has 2 exons.
AUGGCUGACGAAGGAGAAGGAUCAUCGCAAGGCAUAAGGACCGAAGCUAUCCCUGAUGUGGCUCAAAUGUUUCAAGAUAUGGCUAGACAGUUCGUCACAGCCAUAACCGACUACAGAAGCGAGAUACCUCGCGACGGGGAGCAAGGUUGCCCAUUCAAAAGGUUUGAAAGGCUUAACAUUCCGAUGUUUGACGGGAAACAAGGUCCUAUAGAGUCUGAGAAUUGGCUAGUAGACGUUGAAGAAAUAUUACAGCUGGCAGGAUGUACAGAGGAGCAGAAGGUACAAUAUACCACUUACAGACUGUCUGGUGAAGCCAAACGAUGGUGGAAUGCUAAGAAAGUUCUACUAGUCCAAGAAUUAGGAAAUGAAAGGGCGAUCUCCUGGGAGCGUUUUCAAAAGGAGUUCCUUCAGCAUUAUUUUCCUAAAAUCCUCAGAGACGCUAGAGCACGGGAAUUUAUGGACCUCACCCAAGGGAAUAUGACGGUUGCCCAGUAUGCUGCUCGAUUUAAUGAAUUAGCUCGAUUCGCGCCAUACUUAGUAGCAGAUGAAGAAAACCGAGUGAGGAAGUUCGAACAAGGCCUCAAUCAACGAAUCCUUGAUCGGGUCAUAUGUUUUGAAAUCAGAGAUUUUGUGGAGUUAGUCAACAAAGCAUCCUUGGCCGAAGACAGCAUUAAGAAGAAUGCUCUAGCAAUGGCAGACUCAAGAAAAAGGAUUGCACCUCCUGUGAGGAAUAAUCAACCAUCGUGGAAACGAAGACAAAAUGGGAAUAACCAUAGAGCUAAAUUCGAAGAAGGCAGAUCAGCCCCAUUCAAUAGUAUGCUCUGUCCUAAAUGUAAUCGUCCUCACCAAGGACAAUGUCGUAUGGGGACUAAUGUUUGUUUUCGAUGUGGUCAAACCGGACAUUUUGUACGAGACUGCCCCAAGGCAAAGGAGGGAGACAAACCUCAGCAAAAGGGAAGCGGACAGAAACAAUUUACCCAGGCUAGGGUAUAUGCUCUCACUCCUGGCGAUGCAGAAACUGAAAAUGAAGUGGUGACAGAUUUAGUCUAA